AAAGAAAGAAAGAGACAACUGUUAGCAGCAGCAGAGGAAGAAGAAGAGAAGGUUUUUUUCACAGUCUCAGAGAGAGAGAGAGAGAAAGAGAGAGUGAGGGUUAUUAUACAACAACAAAGAAAGCUUUUUGAGUUGUUUCAGAUUUGGUGGUAGGGUUAGUGAUGUUCACACAAGGCCUUGACAAAAACGCUCUUCGCUGGGUUGGAGAGAAGGAUGUUCCAUUCUCAAGCACAACAUUGAGAUCUCGCAACGAUCCCAUCGGUGCGAUGAAGAGUGGUACUGGAAGAGGGUUUGGGCUGCCGCCGCCAGCGAAAUUCAGAAGUGGGCAUCUUCCUGCGAAUGCGAUUCCUGUGUCGACGGUUGAGACUGGCGAUAGCUGUUCGAAUUCUGAUAAUGAUGACAGCAUUGGUUCUGAGGAAGAAGUUUAUGGUAGCAGAUAUUCAUUGGAUUCGUCACCUCAAGAUCAUAGAGCCCCCAACGGUGCUGCUAGGAAAUAUGAGAACCUCACUCAAAGGGCGUCCCGGUAUGGGAGUGAGUAUACAUACUCCGAGGUCAGUUCUUCCAGGGAAACCCUGGCUGGCAGACCUGGUGCUGUGCGGGAAGUGUUGAUGAGGGGGGCUUCAAAUGGAAGGCAAAGUGGUUUCACAGAAGAUGAUUCAUCGGAUUCUGCAGCUAGCUCGGAAUUCUCUUCUACACAAGUAGGAAGUAUCAAUGGCACACUGCCAAGAAGUAGAGCUUAUGUGUCAGAAGGGUAUACUUCUAGUGUGCCUUCAAGGAUGAAUGUGCAAAGUGCAGCAGCCAAGAAUGGAAGAGUAUCCGGUGAUGAAGACGAUGACAUUCCCAGUGCACCCCCAUUUUGUGGUUCUACUCAAGAGAUCAGACCAACACAUGAUGAAAUUCCCACUUCUAGAACACAUACUACUCCCAAUAAAGCAGAAUCAAGUACUCUGUCUAGCGAUAAGAUAGCGAAGCAUGUUGGAAAUGAGAGCUCUGAUCAAUUUGUUAGAACUGCCACUGGUUCAGAGGCUGCUGCUUCUUCAAAUUCACAGCCACCUCGUCUUCCAUCAUUUCAUGCAAGUGCUCUUGGGCCAUGGUAUGGAGUGAUUGCAUAUGAUGCUUGUGUGCGUCUUUGCCUUCAUGCUUGGGCAAUGCAAAACAUGGAGGCACCUAUGUUUUUGGAGAACGAAUGCUCUUUACUCAGGGAUGCAUUUGGAUUGCGACAGGUGCUAUUACAAUCAGAAGAGGAACUAAUGGUGAAGUGCAAUAUAGAGCCUUCAAGUGAGGGUGUUGCUCCAAAACCCAAAAAACUUAUUGGGAAAAUGAAGGUGCAAGUACGUAAAAUUAAAGUUGGCUUGGAGCCUCCUACUGGCUGUAGCGUGUCAUCGUUGAUGACACAUAAAAUUAAAAUGGAAUCUGUGCGAUACCACCUCUCCAAUAUGCAGUCAACACUAUCUUCUGGAUGGCAAGCUCUCAAGAAAGUUCGAUUUGCACCACGUUUGCAUGCAAAUGGUUCCCUGGCACGACAAAGCUUGGCAUAUGUGCAUGCUAGCACUCGCUACAUACAACAAGUGUCUGGACUCCUUAAGGCUGGUGUUACAACAUCUCUUCGCAGCAGUUCAUCGUCCUAUGAAGUUGUGCAAGAGACGUACGCGUGUUAUUUAAGACUGAAAAGCUCAGUUGAAGAGGACGCUGUUAGGUUGCAGCCUGGAUCUAGUGAAGUCCAUGUGUUUUUUCCAGAUAGCCUUGGAGAUGAUUUGAUCGUUGAAGUUCAAGAUUCCAAGGGGAAGCAUUUUGGCCGUGUUCUUGUCCAAGUGGCUACUAUAACUGAGGAUCCGGCUGACAAAGUACGUUGGUGGCCUAUAUAUCGCGAGCCAGACCAUGAGCUUGUGGGCAAUAUACAACUUAAUAUAAGUUAUUCAACAAGUGCCGAUGACCAUAGUCACCUUAAGUGUGGCUCUGUAGCAGAGACAGUUGCAUACGACUUAGUUUUAGAAGUUGCAAUGAAACUUCAGGGCUUUCAGCAAAGGAACCUAUUGUUACAUGGUCCAUGGAAAUGGCUUUUGACAGAGUUUGCAUCAUAUUAUGGGGUAUCUGAGAUAUAUACCAAGUUGAGAUACCUAUCCUAUGUCAUGGAUGUGGCUACACCAACAGCAGAUUGCCUUAAUUUAGUGUACAAUCUGCUUGCUCCUGUUAUCAUGAAGGGCAAUGGCAAGACUUCUUUGAGCCACCAGGAGAACCGAAUACUAGGAGAGACCAAGGAUCAAAUUGAACUGAUAUUCUCUAUUGUCUUUGAGAAUUACAAGUCACUUGAUGAAUCAUCUUUCUCUGGCAUCAUAGAGGUUUUCAGACCAGCAACUGGUCAUGCAGCACCUGCGUUGGAACCUGCUGUUAAACUUUACAAGCUUCUUCAUGAUAUCCUAUCUCCUGAGGCCCAAAAUGCAUUCUGUCACUAUUUCCAGGUUGCUGCAAAAAAGCGGUCCCGAAGGAACCUCAGUGAAACAGAUGAAUAUAUUACGCAGACUAAUGAAGGCAGUUUGAUGGAUUCCAUGACCAUGUCUACUGCUUACCAGAAGAUGAAAACCCUAUGCUUAAAUCUUAGAAAUGAGAUCCAUACUGAUAUCCAGAUUCAUAAUCAAAAUAUACUUCCUAGCUUUGUAGACCUUCCAAAUCUUUCUGCUGCCAUAUACAGCACAGAGCUUUGCAGUAGGUUACGAGCCUUCCUCGUAUCUUGUCCACCAACAGGUCCAUCAUCACCUGUAGCAGAACUUGUUAUUGCUACAUCUGAUUUUCAAAGAGAUCUUUCAAGCUGGAAAAUUAGUCCUAUAAAAGGUGGAGUGGAUGCAAAAGAGUUGUUCCAUUUGUAUAUUCUUGUGUGGAUCCAAGAUAAACGUCUAUCUUUACUCGAAUCAUGCAAAUUAGAUAAGGUGAAAUGGUCUGGAGUUAGAACACAGCAUUCAACUACUCCUUUUGUUGAUGACAUGUAUGAACGUCUGAAGGAGACAUUGACAGACUACGAGGUCAUCAUUUGCCGCUGGCCAGAAUAUACCCUGGUUUUAGAAAAUGCCAUUGCUGAUAUUGAGAAGGCCAUUGUGGAAGCUUUAGACAAACAAUAUGCAGAUGUUUUAUCUCCUCUCAAAGAAAGCAUGACUCCUAAGAAGUUUGGGCUUAAAUAUGUCCAGAAACUUGCCAAACGCUCUACAUGUGCCUAUGUGGUUCCUGAUGAGCUCGGAAUUCUAUUGAAUUCUUUAAAGAGAAUGCUUGACAUCUUGCGUCCCAGGGUAGAAUCACAGUUCAAGUCAUGGGGAUCGUGCUUGCCACAUGCUGGAAACACAGCACCUGGUGAGAGACUUAGUGAAGUGACAGUGAUGCUGAGAGCUAAGUUCAGGAACUACCUUCAGGCUAUUGUGGAGAAACUUGUGGAAAAUACUAAGUUGCAUAACACCACCAAAUUAAAAAAGAUUCUCCAAGAGUCCAAGGAAACUGUGGUAGAGUCUGAUUUAAGAAGUAGAAUGCAGCCACUGAAAGAGAAGUUGGUUGAUACCAUAAGUCACCUUCACAGUGUCUUUGAGACUCAUGUUUUUAUUGCAAUAUGUCGAGGUUAUUGGGAUCGUAUGGGGCAGGAAAUUUUAAGUUUCUUGGAGAACAGAAAAGAGAAUAGAUCGUGGUACAAGGGUUCAAGGGUGGCUGUUUCUGUUCUGGAUGAUACAUUUGCCUCACAAAUGCAACAGCUUCUAGGAAAUUCAUUACAAGAAAAAGACCUGGAUCCUCCUAGAUGCAUCAUGGAAGUUCGUUCCAUGCUUUGCAAGGAUGCUGCCAACCACAAGGAUAAUAGUUUUUACUUUUAGGCAAAUACAUGUAAAUAUCAUGAGAGGGAAACGGGUUAAAAAGAUAACAAUCAAUGGUGGUCACCCAAUUUUGUAGCAGGAGCAAGCAACUCAACUGCUCAUAGGAAGAUUAAUGUGCUCUUCAGUGGGAAUAGUGUCUUCUACCAGUACAAGGUAUAUAUACAGUAAUUGAUUCAUUGUAUUACUUGGGCAGUAAUAUAUAGCUUUAUUAAUUUUUUGCAUUCUCUCAAUCAAACCUUGGCCUGUUUGUUAAGAAAUGCAGUUCUAACAGCAUUCAUAUUCUGUUCAACAUGUUCUCUGUAUUCUAAUCA
This is a messenger RNA of Lotus japonicus, 4156 nucleotides long. RefSeq lists its product as uncharacterized. The coding region runs from base 162 to 3845 and encodes 1227 amino acids. The record is from RefSeq and is a predicted model, not a curated record. Lineage: Eukaryota; Viridiplantae; Streptophyta; Magnoliopsida; Fabales; Fabaceae. The transcript is spliced from 23 exons.